Schizophyllum commune H4-8 is the source of this 356-nucleotide messenger RNA. RefSeq lists its product as uncharacterized. The transcript has 2 exons. Lineage: Eukaryota; Fungi; Basidiomycota; Agaricomycetes; Agaricales; Schizophyllaceae. The annotation marks the transcript as partial. The record is from RefSeq and is a predicted model, not a curated record.
UGUCCCUCGUGUCUAAAGCAUGGUUUGCCAUAGCGGAUAAACAGCUCUGGAGCAGCCUUCCCUCCCUUUUCCCGCUGCUGAAAUUGUUUCCUGAAGACUCGAGGGAUAUUGACAUGGCUUUUCGGCGUGUGCCCACGGUGCUGUUUCGGCGUGCCCUCGACAAACAUGACUGGGAUCCAGUCUUGAGGCGCUCUCGCCAUGUCAAGGUGAUUGAUGCAGACUUACCAAACGCAGAAAUGCAUUAUGAUCGUACCACGCUUGAAGCACUGGCUGCCUGCCCAUCGCCUUCGUCGUUCCUUCCUGCUUUCAAGACUCUCAUCCUUCCUGACAAUAUUUUCUCAUCCGCCAAAGACAUA